AUGUCGCCUCAGAUCGUCAUCUUCUACAACGUAGUCAUGCCGGAUCGGCCACGCCUGCGACGCGGCGCAGUGGAUCUACCCGACAUCGGUGUCAAGAUUGAAGAUUGGGGGUCCGAAUUGCGCGGCAACGCUUCUUUCACAGACGCCUGGGAGUUCGGCGUGCCCUUGGAGGCAGGCUUCAAGAUCGGCGAUAGGGUCUCCCAGGUUCUCUCCUUGACAGUGGCAGCCAGCAAUCGCGAGACCAUCCGCCCGCGGGCCGACGGUCGCCCCCGCGUUAUCCGCGGCCGCAGUGGCGCCCUGAAGAGUGCGAGGAGUUUCUGCGUCUCCUGCGCUUGCGCGGUCGACGCGGACCGCACCGCCGACGCCAGGGCCGCUCUGCAAGACUUUCCCUCUGAUCAGCGAUCGAGCCUGUUUGCUUUGCUCCGCGGCCCAGCGAGCAUGGGCAUCCGACUUGCGCUGGGAAGCAUUCUGGACUCCAUGGAGGAGCAGCUCCUCGAUUGGAAACCUCGGAUCAAAAACAACAAGGAUGCGCUGAACAAGGAGCUGGAUCGUUGGACUGGUCUCGGGCGCGUCCUCCAGCGAGCGGCCUACGGCGCCCCCGUGCAGCUGGGGUGGUCGGACUUGGAGGAGUUUGUGGUGUCUCGGGAUCCUUGCCGCUUCGGCCCAGGCGUCGGGCCGGGCCGAAUGCUCGGCAAGCAAUGCAGCUGCGGAGUGCUAUCUUUCCGCAGCAAUGCGCAGAAACACUUUGGCGACGUCGCCCCGGAGAGCAUGUGGGCCCCUUACGUCGUACAUCAGCUGAAGAACAAUUGCAUCCACGCGUUUCUGGCUGGCGAAAUUACCUAUUCUGGCACCGGCAACGUCCUCGUGCCAGCCUGCGCGAACGACGUUGACUGCAGCCUCGACGUCUGGGACACGUUGAUCCUGGACCACCCCGUUGUGGACCCGGACCACGUUCGCGAUCACGUGGCGCUCGUCGCGGCGGAAGAGCAGACGCGGGCGGUCGCGGCCGCUGCGGCGGAGAAGCAGACGGGGGCAGGCGCAGAUGUAUUCCCCGCGCUCGCGAACGGUGAGAAAGGGUCUCUCUUCGUCGAGGCCGUGGAGCGCGGUGAGCUCCACCUGUGCCUUGCGACCGCGGGCACUGACGAGGAGCCGCUCCUGCGACUGCAGCGCGGGACGUCAGUCCGCGGUCGGGUAUUCGUUUGCAUCGGUGAAUAUGUUGGCGCCGAGGCAAAUGCUAUCGCGGCCUUGAAGCGCAGCCUCCGCACUGAUCCGUCGCCGUGCUGCCGGUCGCUGCUGCCGGAGCACGGCGUGGCAUCCGCUGGCGGCCAGCGCAAUCCCAGUGUCUUCCGGCAGAUGAGUUCCGAGGAGAUCUUGAAGCAGUCCACGGACAUCGGCAAAAAGUUCACGAACGCCCAGAUGCAGUUCAUCCGCCGCGCACUUGACCGGGAAGACGGCGCUGCUCUGUGCGAAGCCUACCCUGGCACUGGCAAAUCAGCGACGGCGGCAGGCAUCAUUGCUAACGCGGCGAGCCAUUGCUCUGGCAAUGCCAAGUGCGUGGCCCUCGCCCAGCAGCGUGCCAUGCGCGACGAGCUGCUGUCCAACAUCCGAUCCGCGCUAGACGACCCGCUGGCCGCCGCCGGCGUCGGCCGACCUGCGGACGAAGCUCCGUCAGACGACGACGGUUAUCUGGAUUCGCAACUGCUAUCGGCAGUGAGCGGGCGAUUCACAGACCUGCAGAUGCGCAUCGAGGAACUGCGCAACGACCUGGCCGCCGUUCGCUGCAAUCCGGACGAGGGCACGCUCGAGCGGAGAGAGUGGUUGGAGAAGACGGAGCUGAUUCGGCACCUGUGCUUCGAGUGCGACGCCCUCCAGGAGGAAGCCGCGGAGAAGCUGUUCCACGACGUGCGCGUCUUCGCCAUGACCAUCGACGCUUUCAACCACGUCCAGAGCGGCCGCAGCUGGUUGUCCAGGAUCUUCAAGCGGUUCGAGAUUGCAUUCGUCAUCAUCGACGAGGUGCACCAGGCUAAUUUCGGCGAAGUGUACGCCGCGUUGCAGUCAGCGCCGAGCGCGGUCGUGUACUUGGACUCCGCCCAGGAGAUCCGCCACCGACCUGCGACGGAGUUCCUGCGGGAGCCGAGGCCCGACAGAGCAGGUAAUUACUACGAGUGGCAGAUGGCCUGCCACGGGAAGUCCCGCGUGCGUGCUUGGGACCAUGUUCCCGCAGACAGCGUCUUGUCCUUGCCAGUCGCACAUCGGUUCGGCCCUGCGCCUGCCAAACUCCUCAGGGCAAUCUCAGCUGUCUACGGUCGGCCUGGCCGGGAAAUCAAGUGCGCGAUCGAAUGCGCCCGAGAGAGCGGGGACUCGUCCGUGGACUUGUCGAUUGCCCCGUACACUGCGAUGCGCUUCGUGUUCUACAGGGGCGCGCGAUGGAUUCCAUCGCUAUCCCGCGGCGUACUCGCCGACGACGCAGAGGAGGUGGGCCAGGUUGAUCGCGCAGCUCCGGGCUCGUCUGCCGCGGGGGCAACGAGGUCACGAACGUCGACGUUGCGCGCCGGAGCUUCCGACGUCAUUUUCGCCCAGAUGCUGUUCGAGGGCUUGUUCUUCCUGCGCGUGCUGGCGAGAGGCGAGGUGAGCAAGCGCGUUGGCGGGCCGCGCAUGUCGCUGGAGUCGACCACGAAGGCGGUUUUGACCAUGAUCCUUGCGAACGACGUGGGCGUCAAUUUCGCCACGUUGCUGCGAGGUGCUCUGGAGGGCGAGGAAGUGCGGGCGGCGUUCGGUCUACCGGACUUCGUGGCUGAUGCCCCCAAGCUCUGGCGCGCGAUGACGCCCGAGGCUGCCAUGGGCUCCGACGGCCUCCUCGCGCAGACCACGCUGUUUCCCAGGGACCUCUCCGCGCAUGACCUGCAGGGCCACGCGAAGGAGCCCAACCGACACGCAUCAGGCUUACACCUCGGAUGCAGGCGGCGACUGGACAUCGAAAAGAUCGACUGCCGCGGGCCCGGCGCGGAGAAGCCUGCGCGGCCGGAGUGGUUCACGUCGCCCGGCGGCGCUGCGGGGGCAAGUCAGAUGUUCCGCGCCGUCACGACCUUCCGGUCCCCCAUCCCGCGCGUGGUCGCGAACCUCCGCAAUCGGGCGGCACGCGCGCAGGUGCGCCCGCUGACGGCGCAACCCAUAUCCAUUGCGCAGGCGGUCGGAGACGCCUGCGAGUGGAUGAUGGACAGAGGAGCCCUGCCGACGGCCGCUCGUGAGCAAACUUCGCAGGCGAUGCCUCUCCAGACUUCCUCGUGGGUGAGCCAGCCCGACAUGCACGGUCUCGCGUCGGACCCGACCGCGCUGCACGCAGUUCGAAGCCAACUACUCAAGCACUUGGGGGUCGUGGUUCAGAACGGCCGAGCUGCGAUUACGGCCAUGUACUUGGACGCCACUCGAGCGCGGGACGACGAAGCGGCUCCUCACAGUGCGACAGUGGAGCGCGCGAUGGCCGCAGGGCGGGUGAUUGCGUUGCAUGCGGUCCAGCUCUUCCCCGACGCUUUCGCGGCAGAGUUUCCCUUGCGGGCGACGCUCAUGCCCAGGAAGAGGCUGCGCCUGGGCGGCGCUGUGCUGCGAGAGAGCUGGGAGGCUCGCGCUGCUUUGGCAUUGGCGUUGGAGCGCCCUGGUGGUGGCGACCCGAGGAUGCUCAUGUACCAGUUCCUGGGGGAUAACAAAAAGGGCAACCGGGCAUCGGCGGACCCGCCCAACACGUUCCCCUUGCACUUCCGCGACAUGCCGAUCAACGUAGCUCAGGCUCUGGCUGCGACAUUACUUUUUUUCACUGGCGCAGAGAUCUCGGGGAAGAUGGUGGUCGUUCGCCCGCGAGCACCGACGCCUGAGCACCGUAAGGAGGCCGCGGACGUGAGUCGGGAUAUCAUAUACGCAGUGAAUUCAAUGUCUGGAAUUCUUCGCAGGAGGCACGGGCCCCCGGCCGACGUGCAUUUGCCGCGCGCACCCAACUCAGCUGGCGCCGAUGCCGCGCGAAAGUGCGUGGAGGAGGCGUUCAAUUGCAUCCUCUGCUCGAACACAGGCGUGCUGGAAUAUUUUUCGAGCCAGGGCGGCAAGAUCCGGGAAUUUUGUAUGCUCUGCGAGACGUGCAACCUGCGCAGUGGCAGCGGCUGCUGGCCCGACGAUGCGACGCCGUGCCCUGCGUGCGCAGUCUAG
This is a messenger RNA of Prorocentrum cordatum, 4194 nucleotides long. The record is from the annotation of a GenBank genome assembly. Lineage: Eukaryota; Dinophyceae; Prorocentrales; Prorocentraceae.